This is a messenger RNA of Hydatigera taeniaeformis, 486 nucleotides long. Lineage: Eukaryota; Metazoa; Platyhelminthes; Cestoda; Cyclophyllidea; Taeniidae. The record is from the annotation of a GenBank genome assembly.
AAUGAUCGUUACCUGGUACAGGACUACUGUCCACGUGACAAGGUAUACGUAACCAUUGGCAAUCCCAACGAGGCGAUCAUAAAUCCCCUCAUGAGUUCAGUUUCCCGUUCACAAGCUCACGCUGUCGCCAAUCACGCCGGGUUCAGUGGGACGUCGAAACGUCAAAAACGACCCAGCGCAAAUAUCCUUGGUUUCAAGGGUGGUCCUCGCCAUCACACCACAACACCCGAGGUGCCUGAGGCCCUCUUCAAUAGUGCUGCUGAGCAGUCGGCACAUCCUUCUCUCCCAGCGGGAUAUUCUUUGAGUUCGGCCUCAUCGGAUUCGUGCAAUAUGGAGGCUUGUGGUGUUGUAUCGCCUGCAUCACCUCCUCUCUCUCCCUCCCGUCUCUCCUCGCUCGAAGUCGGUCCCAACCGGAGUGUCCUAUACACCACCAUCAUCCACAAUCAAUCGAGACCUUCCACUCCUCCUCUACGUCUGCUUGACUGA